Girardinichthys multiradiatus is the source of this 1376-nucleotide messenger RNA. RefSeq names its product hyaluronan and proteoglycan link protein 4-like. Bases 208 to 813 code for a protein of 201 amino acids. The transcript has 3 exons. The record is from RefSeq and is a predicted model, not a curated record. Lineage: Eukaryota; Metazoa; Chordata; Actinopteri; Cyprinodontiformes; Goodeidae.
CUUCCGUAUCUAUAGUCGCAGCGAGAUUUCAGUUAUCGCUGUUUCUGAACGGUGGAUAUUUUAUUAAUAAAUGGUUUAACAAACAGCUAAUCUAAGAAGUUUUAGUGUUUUAAGUUAAAACUCUUGGUCCCUUGUUGUUUCUUUAAAUCAUAAUAUCGAUCUAAGCUAAAUACGUGAAACUGUCGGGCGGUGGAUCAGAACCAGGAAAUGGAUUCUUUAGCGACGUUCUCCCUGGUGUCGGUUCUGAUCAUCUUCAUCUCACCUGUCUCUACAGAUCAGAGAAACAUCACAGCUGAAGCUGGACAGGACAUCAUUCUGCCAUGUAGAGCUCCUGACAGUAAACCUGUUAUAGCUGUAAAAUGGACCAGAACUGAUCUGGGACCGGAUUAUGUUUUUCUGUACAGAGAUGAGCAGAUUAGUCUGGAAAACCAGCUUCUAUCUUAUAAGAACCGGGUGAAUCUGAAGGAGGGACAGAUGAAGGAUGGAGACGUGUCCUUGGUUCUGAAGAACGUGACGACUGAUGACAGAGGAACAUAUGAAUGUCGAGUCGUCCAGACAGAGAUAAAAAGCAGGACGACCAUUAUCAUCAUUAACCUGGAUGUACGUCUUCCAGGUGACCCGGAUGGAGGCAACAAAGAUGGAGCUGUUGGGCUGGGGGUCGGUCUGUCAGUUGGUAUAAUUAUUGCUGUUGUUGCUGCUGCUGGUUGGUUGAUCUAUAAAAAAACUUCAUGUUUUAAACCAAACCAGCCUCCUGAAGAACCAGCUGGACCUCACAGGACUUUAAUGUCUCACAACGGAGCAGCUGACCCGUGAGUCCAUGUUGACCUGCUGGAUGAUGGAAGAUCUGUAGAACCAGAGGAGACAAACCUUCCUAAAGAACUUGAUGCUGAUGAGAAACAUCUCAGUGGUUAGUCGUCUAUUUCCUCCUCAUGAGGACCAACCUCAUCAUCUCCAUCACCAACCAGCUGAGAGGAACCCAAACACUGGUACCAACAGUUUCUGUCUUCCAGCAGAACCAAACCAACCUGUUACAGAUUUGUUCUAGAACCCGUUCCAAGCUGGACCUGAACAGUGGAGACCCGUUACUACAUUCUUCUCUAAACCUGAAUCAAGCUGAGCUGCAGAGUUUGAGGUUCAACUUGAUGAAGGUCAGGAGUUUCUGACAGCUUCAGACUUUUAGAUGUUUUCUUUGUUAAAUGUUCCAGCAGCCGUCUUUAAUCAUUUGAAUGAAUUAUUUUGAGGCUUAAACUGGUUUGACUAAGUCUCAACUUCAGUAAAGUAAUGAAAAUACUAUAGAUAUAGUAAUAUUGUACAUUGUGUCUCUUUCUGUUUUCACCCAGUUUUACAUAAACUAAAAUAAAAACUCAAUAACAUGA